AACUUCACUGCGCAGACUCAACCACACGCCUCUAUACAGCGACUCGCCAUGUGGACUCUGGUGUAAACUUGGAUGCAAAGUUUUUAGCCUUGAUUAUUUCUUAGUCAACAUGUCAUUUUGCUUUAACUUUGACGUGCAAGUACAAGCAACAAACCCGGACGAUGUGGAUAGAGACGAUCUGCAGAAAGUGAAGGACACUGCCGUUAAACCUACUGAGGGUAUUCCCGAACCAGCAGAGCCAGUAAAAGAAGCCAAAGAGCACCAUCCACCAUCUGAUCCGCACUUCCUCCUUGUGGACGCUGUGCCUGAAACGGUUAACAUAGGGACUCUUCCUCCUCUCCACUUCCUUAACGAGACAGUUUUUGAGAAGACGUCCACAGAGAGAGAGGAUGAGGAGAAAAUUCUUUCUCGAACUGUGGAGCAGAGGUCUGAUCUCAUCUCAGGCGUGUAUGAGGGAGGGCUGAAGGUGUGGGAGUGCACUUAUGACCUACUGGAGCUGAUUGAGAAAGACGUAGAAACUUUUGGGGGCAAAACUGUUUUGGAUUUGGGCUGUGGAGCGGGGCUGCUGGGGAUUUUGGCACUGAAAAGAGGAGCUGGGGAGGUCCACUUUCAAGAUUAUAACAGUACAGUUAUUGAGCAGGUUACGGUGCCAAAUGUAAUGCUAAACUGCCAAGACGACGAUGUAGACAGUGAAGAAGACAAUGAAGGAAAGGCCAAGGGAAAAAAACAGAAGGAAGAUGGGUGUAAAAAGAAGCUAACCGAGAAACAGGAGGAAAGAGACGGCAAACCGCCACCUAAGAAAAGAGCCCUAGACAUUUCUCAACACCCAUUACUAGCAAAGUGCCGCUUCUUUUCUGGUGACUGGAGUACAUUUCUUGAUUUAGUAAUAAAAGAGGACCCACAACCUAAAUAUGACCUCAUAUUUACAUCAGAGACUAUCUAUAACACCUCAUACUACCCUUCCCUACAUGAUACUCUCCACAGACUACUGGCACCAGAUGGCCUGGUCUACCUCGCCACCAAAUCCCACUACUUUGGAGUAGGUGGUGGACUGCACCUGUUUGAGACGUUUGUAGGAGAGAAGGGUAUUUUCUCUAUAGAUCAUUUGUGGGAUGGUGAGGAAGGCCUUCAGAGACAUGUAGUAGGCCUACGUUUUAAGGGAAAGGGCAUUUAGAUUAGUCAAACAGGCUUUUAUUACAUAUUGUUAAAUGGAAGGAAAAGUAUGUCUUCAGUCCUUUAUAUGAAAAGCUGUAAUAAAAGAUGGUGUCUCAACUUAA
Messenger RNA from Sphaeramia orbicularis (orbiculate cardinalfish), 1277 nucleotides. RefSeq names its product methyltransferase 18, RPL3 N3-histidine (gene mettl18). Lineage: Eukaryota; Metazoa; Chordata; Actinopteri; Kurtiformes; Apogonidae. The transcript has 2 exons. Gene Ontology annotation, molecular function: protein-L-histidine N-tele-methyltransferase activity. Bases 110 to 1174 code for a protein of 354 amino acids. Gene Ontology annotation, cellular component: nucleus. Gene Ontology annotation, biological process: peptidyl-histidine methylation, to form tele-methylhistidine. The record is from RefSeq and is a predicted model, not a curated record.